AUGUCCUUCAGCAACAUCAGCCCCAGCUUACCGCUGCGACAGAGAGUCCCAGAUGCACCAGCAAAGCCUUCUUCUCUCGUUGACGACCCGGUCUUCAACCUUUUGUACGCCGGCAAUGAGACGACACUAAGACAGUUCCUCGAGAACCCAACUCCACUCACGCGCGACGACAAUCUUGCCAAUGUCUACCGCUACGUCAAAGCCAAAGGAGAGCCCGGUCCACGAGUCCAGUACGAUCACCUGCCAUACUCUCUCAGCGCGAUGCGGAACUUCCUGCAAGGUUCUUCUCACGGCAAGCAGCUGCUCUCAUUCUUCAAAGGCGUGCUCCAAACUCAGGGCGGCUACAUCGUGACCGCAGCCGAAAUGGCUGCCUUCGAGAUCUUUGUCAAGAUGACCGAAGCUCUCUUCAUCCACCGCAACGACAACCGACUCCGCGAACACGUCAUCAGCGUCGUUCCAGAAGCCCAAUAUACCAUGCCAACCUACACCGGCCACGAGCGCCAAUUCUUCCACAUGUACAGCACCAACAUGCUCCAGCAACUCCGCGACGCCAACGCCACGGCGACCAGAAACCUCCUCGACCUCAAGAACUCGAAAGAAUUCGCCAGAAAGCACCGCCAGUUGCUCAAGGCCAACGAGCUUCACGAAUCUAAACUCUCAGAAAUCCGCCGGCGAGCCGCGAAGCGCAAGGCCGAACACAAGGCAAAACUCCAGCGUGCGCGAGCUCGCAAUGACGCCACGCUGAAUCGUCAGAUGGGCAUGGCUGGCUUGACUUCGCACACACCACAUGUCGAACGAUCCGUCGUCGAGUACGUCCAGGACACCACGGGCGAGUUCUUCCCGCGCUUUGACGACGGGGAAGCUAACGGUGAAGAACUCAUGCUUGAUUCUCUCGGCUUGUCCUUCUGA
Cladophialophora yegresii CBS 114405 is the source of this 909-nucleotide messenger RNA. RefSeq lists its product as uncharacterized. Lineage: Eukaryota; Fungi; Ascomycota; Eurotiomycetes; Chaetothyriales; Herpotrichiellaceae. The coding region runs from base 1 to 909 and encodes 302 amino acids. The record is from RefSeq and is a predicted model, not a curated record. The transcript is spliced from 2 exons.